CCGCUUCCCGCCCCCGAGCGGAGCCGGUGCGGAGCGGAGCCGGUACGGAGCGAAGCCUAGGCGGCUGAGUGGCCGCCGCGCUCCCGCCAUGGCCCGGAACACACUGUCCUCACGCUUCCGCCGAGUGGAUAUCGACGAAUUUGACGAGAACAAAUUUGUAGACGAGCACGAAGAGGCAGCAGCGGCGGCGGGCGAGCCAGGCCCCGACCCCUGCGAGGUAGACGGGCUCCUGCGGCAAGGAGACAUGCUUCGGGCGUUCCAUGCAGCCUUGCGGAACUCUCCAAUCAACACCAAGAAUCAAGCUGUGAAGGAACGAGCCCAGGGUGUAGUCCUGAAAGUACUCACAAACUUUAAGAGCAGCGAAAUUGAGCAGGCUGUGCAGUCACUGGACAGAAAUGGCAUUGACUUGCUAAUGAAGUACAUUUAUAAAGGGUUUGAGAAGCCCACAGAAAAUAGCAGUGCAGUGUUACUCCAGUGGCAUGAAAAGGCCUUAGCUGUAGGAGGACUAGGCUCCAUUAUAAGAGUUCUUACAGCAAGAAAGACUGUUUAAAAAAAAAAAAAAAGAAUCCUGUUACCUUGAGAAGAAUUUUGGAUGCCCAGGCUGGUGAAGAAGGGACUGACAGUGGACCAUCUUCCUAGAACUCCCAUCUAAAUACUUCAGGACACAUCUGCUGGAAUGUAUUUUACUUUUGAGGUGGAGGGAGAUAUUGUCUUAUUGAUUCCUAAAUUCCUGCCUUUGUCUACAGAGUAACACAGAACCAACACUUGACUAUCAGGCUAUGUCAGGUGUACCUGUGAGCACUGUCUGUUUGUUUGAAAUGGGGAGGGACUAUUUGGGCAGGUGCAGAUCCAAGGGCUGUGGUGAAAAGGAGAGAGCUUGGGUUCUGAAGUGGAAAAAACCUGAGAGUUUGUACAGACAUCCUGUCUUCUCAGAGAAGAUGGGCUCUCUUGGGUUCAUUGUAAAGUGCCUGCUGCAUCAAUAAAGCUCUUGGCUUAUUAGUCUAUUCAUUGCUGUGUGUUCUCUGUAUGUUAAAUGGUAAAGAAAGGGAUAGUAAUGGAUGAUGAUAGUUUGGUUUGGAAAGCUGAUGUGAAAGGGGUACAGGUGUCUCUGUCCUGCCAUCCCUUGGGGAGAGGGAGAGCAAGCAAGGCUAUGCCACAGCUAUGCCAUACUUCAGCUACAGUGGUGCUGGAUGCUACCGAGAGACAUUUUGCUGAGUGUUUAUUUUUCUUACUAUUUUGAUUUGUAUGUAAUUUUGGAGCUUAUUUAAUAAAGUGCCAAACCUUUAAUGAU
This is a messenger RNA of Grammomys surdaster, 1291 nucleotides long. RefSeq names its product actin related protein 2/3 complex subunit 5 like (gene Arpc5l). Gene Ontology annotation, biological process: cell migration; regulation of actin filament polymerization; Arp2/3 complex-mediated actin nucleation. The transcript has 4 exons. Gene Ontology annotation, molecular function: actin filament binding. Gene Ontology annotation, cellular component: actin cytoskeleton; Arp2/3 protein complex; cytoplasm. Bases 89 to 550 code for a protein of 153 amino acids. Lineage: Eukaryota; Metazoa; Chordata; Mammalia; Rodentia; Muridae. The record is from RefSeq and is a predicted model, not a curated record.